Molecule: messenger RNA, 3942 nt
Organism: Sebastes umbrosus (honeycomb rockfish)
Lineage: Eukaryota; Metazoa; Chordata; Actinopteri; Perciformes; Sebastidae
Gene: ntn5
Product: netrin 5
Exons: 8
Coding region: 355-2841 (828 amino acids)
Molecular function (GO): protein binding
Source: RefSeq, a predicted model, not a curated record
GAACGAUCCACUCCACACAAUUAACUUCAACCAUUUUUCUUAUUCCACCGAGGGAUAAUUGGAGCAAACUGGAGAGUGAGAUCUUUGCCUGGACGAUACAAGAUAAGACUAUUACAACUGGAUUUCCUCUGUGUGCUCAAUUUGCCCGCCAGUGGUAAUAAAGGUGGAAGAUCUACACAAGUAGCUCCUCUCUCGGUAGCUCUGUCUCCUGCUCCUCUGCUCCUCUGCAGACGCGCUGGAGCUGCUGGAUGUCCGGACACUUGCUGCUGCUGCUGCUGCUGCGCUUCUUCUCUUAAUGAUCCGGAGAAGAAGUGAGGAGAAGGAGAGUCUCUGGGACGCACAUGGCUCGAUAACAUGAUGUUCCCGCCCUUUUCCCCUCCCCCCUCCACCUCUCUCUUCCCCGUUUUCCUUCUGCUCCUCCUUUUCCUUCCUCCUUCCCUCGUCACCUCCUCCCUUUCCCACACCCCGUUGAGCUGGACUUCGCCUCACGACCCCUGCUACUACCUAGAUGGCCGCCCGCGACACUGCAUGUCGGAGUUCAUCAACGCCGCCUACGGCGUCCCGGCCAACGCCAGCCACUCGUUACAAGGGUCCGAUUAUGACAGCAACAUCACCACCCUGACGGACCUCCACAACCCCCACAACCUCACAUGCUGGAUGGCUCACAGAGGUCCUGACGCCGGAGAAUGGCUCCUCACGCUACCUCUGGGCCGCCGCUUUGAGAUCACCUACAUAAGCUUGCAGUUUUGUCAACAUGGGGAGCCAUCGGACCCCAUCUCCAUCUCCAUCCUCAAGUCGAUGGACUAUGGGCGCACCUGGAGGCCGAUGCAGCACUACUCCAGCGACUGCCUCGGGAACUUUGGGCUGCCCUCCCAGACGGUGGCCCUGACAAGGCACCAAGAGACGGAGCCCCUCUGCUCAGACCCUCGCCCCCUGCAAAAGCAGAGGGGCGGCAUGGUGUUGGCCUUUUCCACCCUGGACGGACGGCCAUCCUCUCCCGAUUUUGACUACAGCCACACCCUCCAGGACUGGGUGACGGCCACGGACAUCCGCGUGGUCUUCCACCAGGUGUCCAAAGACGCCAAGGUGGGCAACCCGGAUAAGAAAGAGGAAGCACGAUGGCGUGAUGGUGCAGAAGAUGACAGAGGGACUGGGCUUCUGAGAUGGAGAUCGGGCUCCAAGGGGCGCACUGGAGAUCAGGUGGACAAGUUAAACACAGAUAAUACACUGGCAUUUUCUGAGAGGGAGACGAAAAACUCAGAGAUAAGGGGGAGGAGCAAACAUGGAAGGAAGGGUCAUUAUAAAGGGUCAGGUGGAGACGAAGAUGGACACAAUGUGACCAGUAAAGACGGGGGGGAUAGUUUUAGCACGGACGCGCUCGCUUCUUCGAAGAGAGGCGGGAAAGCCAGAGGACGCGGCCGCAAGAAGGAAAACAACCAUUGGCUGCCUUGCCCCAAUGGAGGUUGUAAUUGGACAGUUGAGGGGCGGAGCAGGAACAACAAGGGGCGGGAACUGAGGAAGAGGAGGAACAAUAAUCUCAACGCAAAACAAAGCUCCAGGAAUCUACAGGUUGCCCCAGCCGCUGCUGUCCGAGCUCCUCUGGCCCUCUCGGACCUGCAAGUUGGCGGCAGGUGUAAAUGUAACGGACACGCUUCCAGGUGUCGCCGUGACGACGCGGGCCAGGCGGUGUGCGUGUGCGAACAUCACACGGCUGGGCCGGACUGUGACGUGUGUGAGGAUUUCUACUGCGACAGGCCGUGGCAUCGAGCUACACCCACGCACCCAAACCCCUGUGUUGCCUGUGAGUGUAACGGCCACUCAAACAAGUGCCGCUUCAGCAUGGAGGUGUUUCAGCAGUCGGGCCGGCGUAGCGGAGGCGUGUGUCAGAAGUGUCGCCACCACACGGCCGGACGCCACUGCCAGUACUGCCAGAACGGAUACACCCGCGACAACAGCAAGCUGCUGAACAACCGCAAGGCCUGCCAACCAUGUCAGUGCCAUCCUUUGGGAGCCGUGGGUCACUGGUGUAACCAGACAUCAGGUCAGUGCCUGUGUCGAGAAGGGGUGACCGGCCUCAGGUGUAACCGCUGUGCCCCGGGAUUCAAACAGGGCAAGUCGCCUCUGCGGCCCUGCAUACGAAUUCAAGAGGUCGCUCCGACCCCGGUGUUCCAACCUCAGUACAGCAUCGCGGAGGAGUGUGUUUCAUACUGCCAGCCUUCUCAGGUCAAAGUCAGGAUGAACUUGGAGACCUAUUGUCUCAAGGACUUCGUGCUGAAGGUGCAGGUGAGAGGGAUGGAGCGUUCAGGUCCCUGGUGGCAGUUCUCCAUCUCCGUCCAAACUGUCUUCCGCACGGGGUCCACCUCCCGCGUUCGCAGAGGCUCCCAGUCCCUCUGGGUCCCCGACCGCGACCUCGGCUGCGGCUGCCCCGCCCUCCACGUGGGCCGGACCUUCCUCCUGAUCGGUGCUGAGGAAGGGGAGCGGGGCUGGGGCCCCGAGGAGAGUCGCCUGGUGGCGGACCGCUCCACUCUGGCCCUCCAGUGGCGGGAACACUGGAGCCCCAAACUGAGGGGCUUCCGGGGGCAGGACAAGAGGGGGCGCUGCCCGCCGAAAUCCCCCGACAACCACCAGCACCACCAUCACAGGGAGCAAACAAAGUCUGGGUACAUCCCCCCUCACCUGCUGACUGAGAAACCCACCGAGGACACACCUCACACCUCGGUGGUGCCGCACACAUACUCUUACACAGACGCAGAGGUUACAGACGCAGAGGUAACACCCACAGAGGCGACCCCCUCGCCGACUACACCCGCGCUGGUGUGCUCUACUCUAGGUCCUGGAUGAAAAACAAAUUCACAGAGAGACGUAAAAAACAACAGGAAGAUUUUAUUAUCCCCCACCUCUCCACACAUUCUGCAAAAAAGAGUACAAGGAGAGGAAACAGCUCUUUUCAGACUUUUACUUUACAGUUCUUUCCUGAAGGUUUCAGAAGGAAUAGCUGUGACUUUGCUUCCUCAGCAUGGAGAAACUCCACAACACACGAACACGAAGGCCCAAUUCCAAUCCGGCCGCUACACCCUUUCCAUACACACUUCCUCAAUCUUCAACGAGAGGGGAGUGGAAGUGGGUUAUAAAACCCUCCGACAGCGAGCCUGCAUCGAUGCUCACGUAACCAGCUGCCCUUAGUGACGACAUGCAACGCUGUUUUGUGUUUGUCUUGGAAGACGCUCUGUACAAAUGUUCAGCAGGACUACCGGUACACACAUUUACUCGUAAACUGCUCAAACUAAGAUCGACAUUUCAUAUUGUCAACAACUUCCAUUGUAUUUAGGAUCAAAUGUCUAGAAAGCUUGGGAGUUGUAUUUGUCUCCAUAGGCUUAUAGGUUGCUGCUUCCGAAAGAUGCUGAUAUGAAACCAUGGUUACGAAAAGUGAGGACAUUUCCUGUUUCCGCCGGAGAGAGGGAAGUUCGUCCUGAAACUUGCCGCUGCAUUUAUACCCUACGCCUUAAAGAAGGGUGCUUCAUUCAGCUACGAGUGUGACUACAAACCGAGUUCACUCGGGUCCGGAUUGGAAUUGGGCCACCAUACACACCUGUUAUGUGACGUUCAAAAAUGCUUAUCUAAAAAUGUGAAGAAACACACACAGUUUCCUCAUGUACAGCAGCUGUUGGUAUAUAUUUUCUUUGGAGGGUAAAGGUCAACUUUCUGCAUCAACACAACCGGUGCUAUGUGAAAUAUUAGUUGUAAGAAUUUUAAUAUUUUCUACUAAAGAGCCUUUAAAGUCCGACUAAACUCUGACUGAAAUGCCAUGCAGUAUUUUUGUCUUAUAAAGAUUUUUUUCUAAAAAAAGAUUGUUUAAAUCAUAUUUAUUCUUGGAUCACUUUAUGUAACACGCAUACAAACAAGAGAAAACUGAAUAAAGAAAUAAAGAAAUAAAUAACAUAA